UAUCAUAUCUAUGCUCUGGUGAACAAGUAUCGUAUCUGAAUCAGGUGAUGAACUUUGGAGGUGAAUGUUACUGUUUUUGUUGUGUUUGUGUUUAUCUUAGCUAAACGGACGCGAAAAGACAGCGCGGUGCACGAGGAAACUGUUUUCUGCACUGCACUCAUUUGCGGAUGAAGCAUCUGCGUCUGUGAUUCUGUGUAGCCCUUUCUGUGUAACCUUGGUAUGUAGAGUCGUGGCAACAUGUACAAGGAACCAGUCUCGCCAGUGCGUCACCGUACUUUGCUACGAUGUGCUGAUUGCCUCACAAAGCAGCAGUUAAAGAGUCUAUCCAGGGAGAACGUAAAAAACUGCUGUAUGUCAACAGCUCCAGGGUGACAGCUGAAGUAGUUGGUGAACUUUAAGCAUGUUUGCAAGAAACCACGAAAUAGUGAAGUUCUCUGACCUUGACUCAGAUGUUCAGGAGCUUAUCAGAACAGCUGUUUCUUAUAGGCAGAAAGCUCACUGCCCAUACAGUAAAUUUCCAGUAGGAGCAGCGUUGAAGUGUGAUGACGACUCUGUGUUCGGUGGUUGUAAUGUUGAAAAUGCCGCAUAUGGUUCCAGUAUAUGUGCUGAACGCACUGCAAUUGUGAAAGCCGUAAGUGAAGGCAAAAAGCUGUUCAAGCAUUUUGCGAUAACGGGAGAUGUAACUCGGGGAUUUAUAUCGCCCUGUGGCUCAUGUCGUCAAGUGAUGGUUGAAUUUGGAACAGACGUGAAAGUCUAUCUGGCAAAGCCAGAUUUUUCAGAUGUUCUAGUGACAGAUAUGGACACUAUAUUGCCUCUAGCGUUCAUUCCACUGUCAAUGCCUAAGUGAAGUAAAGUGUACAAGGCUAUGUUAAUCACAGACACUUAAAGAAAGGAAAGAUUGAUAAUUGUUUAUUGCAGUAAUAUCUGCAUAAUUUUGUUUUGACAGUGUACCAUUUAAAAGAGCAUGAUCUGUUAUAAUAAUGCAGUAUCUCUGUAAAAUAUUUUUUUGUGAUGGUUUUGGCAUAUGAUACAGAAUUAAUUAUGAAUUGUGUCUUAGUUAUUUUCGUACCUAGAUAUCACUCGUAAUGCAUGGAAUGCUUGUUUUAAUUUGGCAUGUAAGGUGGCCACUGUGAUGUGGCAUGUAGAAUAAUGCUGUGACACUGUUGCAUUUGCCUUACAGAUGUAGAUUUCUGUUCUUCUACUAUCUCUCAAUGCUCAGUAUGGCUGUGUAUCUGAAUUCAGUGACACAUGUUAUAUGACAUCCAAGAGCGUUUGUUAUUGCUCUCCCUUCCUCUUUCUUUGUGAUACUGUAUUUUGCAUCACAGGUUAUCUGUGGAUGUGGAAUUAUGUUGGUGACAGGGUGAUAAUAUUGUAAAAUGGAAAAAAAAAAUGCAACAAACAUACUAUAAACUACAUUCUAUUAGCAAUAAUCAUGCUAUUGCCAUUAUCUCUUGUGUUAAGUGUAACUACACUGAUGUUCUCAUCUUAACAGUUGAACAAAUGCCAUUAUAAUUUUGCAGUAAGUAGUAAAUGGCACAGAAGAUGAAAUAGGCUGAAAAAUGUUUUUCAGUGCACUUCGGAAGUGGAACAGGUUUUCAUAUUGAUACGUACUGCUGGAAGAAUAAAGGAAUCAUAGCAUUGUAAGUAGUUUGAAGCAUAUUAAACAGGUGUGGAUUCUUGA
Molecule: messenger RNA, 1681 nt
Organism: Schistocerca gregaria
Lineage: Eukaryota; Metazoa; Arthropoda; Insecta; Orthoptera; Acrididae
Product: cytidine deaminase-like
Exons: 2
Coding region: 401-847 (148 amino acids)
Cellular component (GO): cytosol
Molecular function (GO): cytidine deaminase activity; zinc ion binding
Source: RefSeq, a predicted model, not a curated record